AUGGAGUGGUCUUCCCAGGAAGACAAAGAAACAGGCGUACAGCUUGAUGCCGAAAAAAUUACUCCUCAAGACAUCACUGAGCCUCUAUAUCCAGAAACCGACCUGGAUCGCGGUAUAGUUGGCUGGGAUAGCCAAGAUGAUCCACGAAAUCCUCAGAACUUCUCCGCGAAGAAGAAAUGGACUUUGCUUUUGUUCCUCAGCGCGUUCACCUUUAUUUCCCCACUCGCGUCGAGCAUGUUCGCACCCGCAGUGGGUUUCAUGGCAAAGGACUUCAACGAAACAAAUGAGACAAUUCUCUCUCUAAGUGUCAGCAUCUUUCUCAUCGGAUAUACGAUAGGUCCUCUCCUUCUGGCACCCUUAAGCGAGAUAUACGGUCGACGGAUUGUUUUAAGCGGCGCGAACUGGUUCUUUGUCGUAUGGCAAAUUGGGUGCGCUCUCGCUCAAAACAUUGAAACACUCAUUGUCUGUCGACUCUUUGCGGGCAUCGGUGGAUCCGGCUGUAUAACACUUGGUGCGGGAGUCAUUGCAGACAUGUUUCCUAUCAAACAGCGCGGGGCUGCCACCUCGAUCUGGACCAUGGGGCCUUUAAUUGGACCGGUCGUAGGCCCUAUCGCCGGUGGGUUCCUUAGUGAAGGCGUGAACUGGCGAUGGGUUUUUUGGCUCUUGCUUAUUGUGGGUGGUGCCGUACAAGCUGCGAUUGAAAUCUUCAAUAAGGAAACCUAUGCCCCCGUUUUGAUCAAGAAAAAGACAGCCAAGAUGGCUAAGCAGCUAGGUCGGACGGAUCUUCAGAGUGCUUAUGAGUAUGGCCAUGACGUCGGUACCCCUGGCCAGCUUCUGAGAAGGAGCCUGUCUAGGCCGAUCUUACUUCUGUGCAAGUCGCCCAUCGUCCUCUUGCUUGCGAUAUAUAUAGCUCUCAUCUAUGGGCUACUCUAUCUAUUCUUUACAACUAUUCCGGAUGUCUUCACCAGCACCUAUGGUUUUUCGGUUGGUCUUUCAGGUCUCGCGUAUCUUGGGAUCGGACUAGGAUUCCUAGGUGGCCUUACUCUCAUGGGGCUCACCAACGAUCGCGUUGUUGGAAAGCUCACAGCCCGGAACGGAGGAAAAUUCGAGCCCGAGAUGCGUCUGCCCACGAUGAUAAUCUUCUCCGCUAUCUUACCUAUCAGUUUCUUUUGGUAUGGUUGGACAGCCGACAAACAUGUCUUCUGGAUCGUGCCCAUCAUUGGCAUGUUCCCCUUUGGGUUUGGCAUGAUGGGAGUCUACAUGCCCACCCAGACUUACGUUAUCGAUUGUUAUCCGAAGUAUGCAGCCUCGGCUAAUGCUGCUCUAACAAUGACUCGGUCGCUGGUCGGAGCUCUCCUUCCACUCGCGGGGCCUCGAAUGUUUCGGACUCUUGGACUGGGAUGGGGAAAUUCGCUGCUAGGAUUUGUUGCUCUUGCCUUCGUUCCGAUCCCGAUCAUCUUCAAUAAGUACGGGAAGACUAUUCGAGAGAGAUGGUACCUGGAUUUUGACAAGAAGAAAAGUGAAAAUGAGUAA
Molecule: messenger RNA, 1533 nt
Organism: Penicillium chermesinum
Lineage: Eukaryota; Fungi; Ascomycota; Eurotiomycetes; Eurotiales; Aspergillaceae
Product: MFS transporter
Exons: 3
Coding region: 1-1533 (510 amino acids)
Biological process (GO): transmembrane transport
Cellular component (GO): membrane
Molecular function (GO): transmembrane transporter activity
Source: RefSeq, a predicted model, not a curated record